AGAAGACGUGUUGAUAUCAGUGUUAUGAAAAAUCGUAAUUUGUCGUAAAGGUUGCUAACAAUAAUGUAAAUUAUAGUUUUUUAAUCAUUUUGUGUAAAAAAUGGAUAACAGCCAAACUGCGCGCGUGUUAAUUGCUUUAAAGCAAUUAAAAGAAUUAAUGGACAUCUCUGAUGAGGAAUUUAAAAAGGAGCGUCGGGUAUGGGUCAUUCCCUCUUUGGCAAAAAGGAAUCCCCAUAGUUUAGAAGCACACCUUUUGGAGGACAAUAUGAUAAAUAUCGACGAUUUUGAAAAAAUUCUUGGAUUAGUACAUUUAAAAAUAAAAAAACAGGACACCGUUAUGAGAUGUGCCAUUAGCCCACGCGUUCGUUUAUCAGUAACAUUACGCUAUUUAGCAACAGGUGAUUCAUUGAGGUCUUUAGAAUGUGUUAGUAAAAUCUCAAGGAAAACUAUAAGCCAUUUUCUUCCUGAAGUUUUAAACGCUUUAAUUGAAAGUUUAGAAAGUGAAUAUUUAAAGUUGCCCUCUAAUGAAGAUGAGUGGCUUGAUGUGGCUAAUGGUUUCGAAUAUUUAUGCGAAUUCCCACACACGUUGGGUGCAAUGGAUGGGAAACAUAUCCGAAUCAAAUCUCCAGCACAAUCAGGGUCUAAUUUUUUCAAUAAAAAUGGGUUUUACAGUAAGGUUCUAUUCGCGGUGGUAGACGCCAAUAGUAAAUUUUUAUAUGUUGAAAUUGGCGGAAACGGUCGAGGUUCCGAUGAUGAGAUCUUUAAAAAUUCAACAUUGUACGAAGCAAUAAAGGAUGAAAAGCUAAAACUACCAUCUGACAGACAACUCAAAGGACAAACAGUAAAAACUCCUUUUUAUUUUGUAGCUGAUGACAUUUUCAGCUUGGACCGCCAUGUUAUGAAGGCAUAUACUAAUACAAAUUCUAAUUUAUCAGCUUCGCAAAAGCUGUUCAACAAUAGGUUAAGUCGAGCCAGGAUGUCAGUUGAGAUGGCAUUUGAUAAACUAACCACCAGAUUUAAGAUUUUACGGCGACCUAUUGAAGUCAGUUUAGAUACUUGCGAUUCAUUGAUAAAAACCUGUUGUAUCCUACAUAAUUAUUUAUCUAAGGAUAUGACAGAGCCUUACGAAAUGGAGAUAACAUCACCAAAUCUGCCGGAAACCAUGACACCCCUACCGCCACAAUGUCAGGACCAGGUUAAAUUGGCCAAUAAAUUUAGAGAUAACAUUCGAAAAUAUCUCGUCGCAAAUGGUGAUGAUUAUUGUGACAACUAAUUAAACCAAUGUAAUAUUGCAGAUAUGCUUAUAAAUUAAAUUUAUCUUUAUUUAACCUUUAAUUACGGAGAUGUUGGUAAAUUUAAUCCCCGGUUUAUAUUUUUUUAAGUUUAAAAAAAAGUCUUGUGAAAUAAUGUGCCGCUUUGUUGAACUGAAUGAAAUUUUUCUGAAUUUCUUUUUUUAAAUUAAAAAUGAAUCUUAUUUUUAAAAAGCAUAUAUUAAUGAAUUCUCUUAUUUUAGUAAAAUGUAAUGCUAAAAUUAGAAAUAACCAUGUCUAAAAUGUUUACCUCCUUAGUUAAAGGUUAAGAUAUGGAAGUACGUAAAGUCAAAUGGAAAAUAAAAUGAUAAUCGAUCUAUAUUUACAAAAAGUGA
Calliphora vicina (urban bluebottle blowfly) is the source of this 1645-nucleotide messenger RNA. RefSeq lists its product as uncharacterized. The transcript is spliced from 3 exons. Lineage: Eukaryota; Metazoa; Arthropoda; Insecta; Diptera; Calliphoridae. Bases 101 to 1273 code for a protein of 390 amino acids. The record is from RefSeq and is a predicted model, not a curated record.